AUGGCUACCAACUACUUACCUCCGGGAAUUGUCUACUUAUAUCAUCUUGCUUUCUCCGUUGUAAUUCUCCCAUGCGCAGCUCUCUGGGCGCUCCGGCACAUCUUGACGGAGUCUGGUUUCAGCAUCCCUGCGUGGCUUGUCUUCGUCGUUCCUUUCGUAUUACAGGUUAUCGUUCGCCUGGUACAUAGCUGGUACAUGGGUUUCGCCAUCCGUAGGGAUGCAGCUGCGAAAGGUGCCAUCUUCAUGCCCGGUGUUCAGGAAAGCAGUAUUUCUAUCAUGCGGCGCAUCGUGGACAACUUCAAAAAUGGAUACCCUAGCGAGGUGUUCCAAAAGCGGAGCGAACGAUAUGGAAACACCUUUUCGUUCGGCACUCUUUCCUCCAAAUGGGUCUUUACAACAGAGCCAGAGCAUAUCAAAGCGAUCUUAGCGACGCAGUUUCGCGACUUUGAAAAAGGCUCCACUGUUUUCAACGCUAUGAAAGCUCUUUUUGGUGUAGGUGUAUUUAGUAUGGAUGGUGAGACUUUUAUGCUGUUUCAUCGGACGAUGACAAAACCUUUCUUCAACAAAGACCGAAUUUCCGAUUUCGAUAACUUCGAGAGACAUGCCGUUAGCACGAUCACCCAGAUCAAAGAGAGGCUGAGGGAAGGCUAUCCCCUCGAUUUCCAGGACGUUGUUGCUCGUUUUACGUUAGACUCUGCCACGGAGUUCCUGUUCGGAAAAGAUGUCAACUCCAUAUCUGCAGGUCUUCCUUACCCAGCUGGAUCGCCAUUGGCGGAUAAUCUACAUUUCGUCAAUCAUCCGUCGAAUGCCUUUGUUAAGGCGUUUGCGAGGGCGCAAGAGCAUACCAUGGUUCGUAUCAAGAGUGGGCCUUCUUGGCCACUUCGUGAAUUAUUACGAGAUAAGGUGAAGCCAUUACGGCAAGUCCUUAAUGAUUUCAUCGAGCCACUGCUCUCUGAAGGGUACGAGAGGAAGGCUAAAGGUGUCAAGCCAGUCGGGUCCGAGAAGAACCUCGAGGACAUGACUUUGUUGGAUCGUCUCGUGGAGGAAGCUGAUGAUCCCAAAGUUGUUCAGGACGAACUUGUCAAUGUUUUGGUGGCUGGUAGAGACUCAACUGCUUCUUUUAUGACUAUGGCAGUGUAUAUGAUGUGUGAGCAUCCGGACAUGGUCACCCGCUUACGGUCCGAAAUUCUCGGGAAAGUUGGCACCAGGAGACCGACAUAUGAGGACAUUCGUGAUAUGAAGUACUUACGGGCGUUUCUCAAUGAUAUAUCAUCGCUCCUUCCUAAUGUUUCUUAUAGCUGGGUAUCCACCGUGGCAACUACCCUUCCAAACAAGGGGCGCGCACCGUAUUACGUUGCACGAGAUACGUUGCUGACUUACUCUGUGUUUCUGAUGCAUCGGCGUACAGAUUUGUGGGGACCGGAUGCCCUCGAAUUUGACCCUGAUCGGUUCCUCGAUGGCCGGUUGCAGAAAUAUCUAACUCCUAAUCCUUACAUCUUUCUACCCUUCAAUGCGGGUCCUAGAAUUUGCCUCGGUCAACAGUUUGCCUAUACCGAGGCUUCCUACUACCUCAUCCGACUCUUACAGAGUUUCUCGUCAUUCAGCCUCGCUCGGGAUGUGCAACCUGCAGAAGGCAUUCCUCCGGAAAGCUGGACCCCUACACCCGGAACGACCAAAGGCAGGGAAAAGAUUAUGUUCGGUGUACAUAUCACAAUAUACGCAAAGGGUGGGUUAUGGGUCAGGAUGGAAGAAGCGAAGGAUGGGGGAACUUUGUGA
This is a messenger RNA of Guyanagaster necrorhizus, 1776 nucleotides long. RefSeq names its product cytochrome P450 monooxygenase pc-3. The record is from RefSeq and is a predicted model, not a curated record. Gene Ontology annotation, molecular function: heme binding; monooxygenase activity; iron ion binding. The coding region runs from base 1 to 1776 and encodes 591 amino acids. NCBI's taxonomy places the organism in Eukaryota, Fungi, Basidiomycota, Agaricomycetes, Agaricales, Physalacriaceae. The transcript has 15 exons.